AUGUCGAGGAGGCAAGUGCCGCCGCUGGAACCACCAUCUCCGUCGACCGUUCUGCUCUCUUCAUCCCUCUCGACCACUCUCAUGAAUCUUCACCGGAAUCGGAGCUCGUUAAGCACCUCAAGAGCAUUAUCAAGAACGAAGAGCAACAAAAUUCUCUUGGCAAUCAUCAUUUGUAGACCUUUGCCGGUGGUUUCCUUACGACGGAUGACCUUCCGGAGAGAUCGCGUCUGUGUUAGAGCCACGACGGCUGUUUCCGGCGGAGGAAUAGUGGAAGCGGUGGAAUUGGAUGAGAUAGAUAGAGUAGCAUUUAGCUCUGCAAUCUCGUUUCUGCUUGUGUUGCUCUUCGUUGUGAUAUGCUUUGUGCUAGCGAUUAUCGCACUCUUGCAAGGGAAAACAAAGAAUCCAAGAUUCUUUCGAGAGCUCAACAAUGGAGGAGAAUCCGAACUAAUUUCUAUCGACCCGCGGGCUGACCCGCAUAACCGCCAAUACCAAGCGGUGCGGGUUAGGGUCGAGUAUCUUGGAACCGCAGCCCGCGGCGGGUCGACCCGCGUGAUCCGCCGGAGAAGUGAAACCGCGGCGGUUCGGCCCGUUUCCGCGCGGUCCGGCCUGUUUGACAUCUCUAGUCUUGACUAA
This is a messenger RNA of Microthlaspi erraticum, 633 nucleotides long. The record is from the annotation of a GenBank genome assembly. Lineage: Eukaryota; Viridiplantae; Streptophyta; Magnoliopsida; Brassicales; Brassicaceae.